AUGGCCGCGAAACAAAUCGAAAAAGCAAUCUCACCCUUUAAAGAGCUUGACAAAGAACGACGCAAAAUCUUCCUAGAGGCUUUAGUUGAAGAAUGCAACCCAUACGAAAUCUACAUUUUACAACAAAUACUGCAAGACAAAUAUAGCGGCAGACUUGAUAUCAUCGACGCUUUACCACUCGAGAUUUCGAUUAAAAUUUUCAAACAACUCGAUGGCAAAGAUCUAUGCAAUUGUCGUAAGGUCAGUAAUAAAUGGAAAAACAUCACGCAAGAUUCCACCAUUUGGAAGGCAAAAUGUUUAGAGGUAUUAAUGCUCGAACAAGGAGAAGUAAAAAGAAUAAAGGAACCUCCACAUGGCUGGGAAUUCUUGUAUCGACAAAUGUAUAGGGAAGAAAUUAAUUGGAACAAUGGGGAAGUUCAGAGGAUCAAAUUUCUCAAAGGACAUAAAGAUCGUACUCCGAUACGUAUUACACGUUCCCUGAACUCUUCUUCCUCGCAUAAUGCAGAAAUACAGACUACUUCGCCCUCCUUGACUGAAGAACCACUAACUAAGAAGGAACCCUUAUUUAAAACUUUUGCAAUUUAUCGCUGGAAUCCCGAUGCUCCUGCUGAAAAACCUCACUUGCAACAAUAUCAAGUUGAUGUUAAUUCCUGCGGACCUAUGGUUCUUGAUGCCUUGAUAAAAAUUAAGAACGAAGAGGAUUCCACUUUAACGUUUCGUCGCUCAUGUCGCGAAGGCAUUUGUGGAUCAUGUGCCAUGAACAUCAAUGGUGUAAACACCUUGGCUUGCUUAUCCAAGAUCGACCGUAACGCAAAUUCCACCAAAAUUUAUCCAUUACCUCAUAUGUAUGUUAUUAAGGAUCUUGUUCCCGAUCUUACUCAUUUCUAUAAGCAAUACAAGUCCAUCGAACCAUACUUAAAGAAGAAGACCACUCCAAAGGAAGGAGAAAAAGAAAAUUAUCAAUCGAUCGAAGAUCGUAAAAAGCUUGAUGGCCUUUACGAGUGCAUCCUAUGUGCUUGCUGUUCAACCUCCUGCCCAAGUUAUUGGUGGAAUUCUGAUCAAUAUCUUGGUCCAGCUGUCUUACUGCAAGCUUAUAGAUGGAUGGUCGAUUCGAGGGAUGAUUAUGGACGAGAGAGACGCGAAGCCCUUCAAAAUCCCUUUUCUGUCUACCGCUGUCAUACCAUUAUGAAUUGCACAAGGACCUGCCCAAAGGGAUUGAAUCCAGGACGGUCGCCAAAGCGAUAA
Molecule: messenger RNA, 1245 nt
Organism: Acaulospora colombiana
Lineage: Eukaryota; Fungi; Glomeromycota; Glomeromycetes; Diversisporales; Acaulosporaceae
Source: the annotation of a GenBank genome assembly